AUGAUUCGCUGGGCUGUGGAUCUUGCCGGCAUAGACGCGGAGGCGGAUCUCCAACGCGAUGACCGUAUGAAGUCACACUUCAGCCCACACUCCGGAAGGAAGGAGACGUGGAAGUCCACGGAUAAUAUCGCAGUGGAAAGGGGCUCUCCAGAGCCAUUGGGUACGGUCGCAACGUUGACGACAGGAGAACUCAUGGAUCAGCACCAGGCCCGAUUGCAGGAGGCGCUGGCAGAAAAUAGGUUUGGCCAGGCUGGCGGCAGCUCCCCUCUUCUUAGGAUUGAUUCUGAGUACCCCAAGGGACCUGAAUUGCGUGUUUUCAGCACCUUCACAAAUGCGCAGGGAAAACGUACAGUGUGCACAAUUCAGCCACGACAGGCUCCAUUUCGCGGGGUUGAUGUAGUUAGCGCGUUUAUUCAGCAAGCUGUUGUACCAGAUGUGCGUUGUUCUGCUCGUUUUUCAACGAAUCCGCGCCUUUAUAAGUUGUAUAUUGCUGACGAGUUCACAGGGGAUGAAGAGAUGGUGGUUCAGUUGGACGGCGCCGCACAGAAUUUCACAUGCUUUGCUGUUCAACCUCUGCCGGCCGCCAAGCUCUUCUUGUUUCCACAGCGGACAGAGCUGCUGCCAACUGUUGCUGAGGACAUUAAUCUAGCUGUAGAGGUACGUCCUUUAGAUUCCCAGGCCAAAGUAACCAGGCGGCAAGUGCUCGUGCCGGCCGACUUGCUCGCAGAGAGUUUGGAGCAGACGAUUGUAAACCGUCUUCCUGGUAUCGGCCUGGUGCCAGGAUCGCUGCGCAUUAAGUACGGACCGGUGGAACUAAAUAUCAAUGAAUACUACGAUUUUGGGCCAGGGUGUGGCCACAUGGAUGUGCCGAUAGCGGAGCGGACCAUCUUGUCGCUCUAUCGCUUUGGUGUGACGGAGGUACUUGUGCAGGGACGUGUGCCGGACGAAAACAACGAUGGUUCCGCCCCAGUAGAAGAUGUUGUCGUUAACAUUGACGCAGAGGAGGCGCAGGUCUUCCAGCAGUUUGAGGUGAUUCGCAUCAACCGCUACGGGGCCCGGCAGCAGCGCCUUUUGUGCGUCGACGGGGAACGGCUGUACAUGAUGCGGCCUAACGCGGAUGGCACUGCGGCGUCGCAGGGUAAUGAGGAGAAGUUGGUGCGCGACAUUGAGGAGGUGCGGGACUCGCCCACGAAGGCAAGGUACCUGGAAAUUCGCUACAGUCGUGCCUCCAAGCACGAGGACGACCACAUUGAGUGCACCACCGCAUACAACCGCGCCCUGCUGGCGGAAAAGCUCUGCGUUCUUCAACGGGAGCUGCGAAAGAAGAGUGAGGAGGAGCGACAACAGAAGGCCAACGAAACAGUGCUGUCACGCCUCUUCAAUCGGCUGAAGUUUAGAUUCAACAAGUCCUAG
This is a messenger RNA of Trypanosoma grayi, 1413 nucleotides long. RefSeq lists its product as hypothetical. Lineage: Eukaryota; Euglenozoa; Kinetoplastea; Trypanosomatida; Trypanosomatidae. The coding region runs from base 1 to 1413 and encodes 470 amino acids. The record is from RefSeq and is a predicted model, not a curated record. The transcript has a single exon.